This is a messenger RNA of Penicillium brevicompactum, 2964 nucleotides long. Its product is annotated as KH domain protein. NCBI's taxonomy places the organism in Eukaryota, Fungi, Ascomycota, Eurotiomycetes, Eurotiales, Aspergillaceae. Gene Ontology annotation, molecular function: mRNA binding. The record is from RefSeq and is a predicted model, not a curated record. The transcript is spliced from 7 exons. Gene Ontology annotation, biological process: nuclear division. Bases 1 to 2964 code for a protein of 987 amino acids. Gene Ontology annotation, cellular component: cytoplasm; nucleus.
AUGCACAAGAUAUCCAACUUUACGGGCCAGGCCCGUCAUGGUUGGGAACGAAUGACGCCGACUUUCGGGAUGUCCAGACCUCACACCGACAUGGCCUUUCGCCGACCACACGGUGCGCCGCCGAUGACGCCGCCGACGAGCAUCGACCCUACCGUCAACCUGUCCUUCAACGUCCCAUUUUCAUCGACCCUAGCCGGUCCCGAUGUCGAGGACGUGCUCCACGCUAGCCCCGGCGCCCUCCAGCGCUGGACCUUCCCAGAAGGGACCCCAGAAGGAACCUCUGUGCAUCAACUACCCGUACACACGAAUAAUGUCGAGGGCCUUCAACGAUUAUGCCGGAAGAUCACGGAGGAAAAAGGUGGACGGGUGGAAGCCACGCUCACGACCUCGGAGGCCAAGGCUGUGCCCUCGCUACAACGCCGCCCAAAUGGUUUGGUGACGAAUGUUUGUGUUACUGGAGAUGGAGAAAUGGCGCGCAAGAUGCGGGCGAAAAUCUUGAACGAGACACCGAUCAUGCUGCGAUGUGCGACCGUCGAUGUUGACAUGCACCUUAUCAUGGAUGCCUCGCCAAAGGGCAUCAGAGCCAGCGUGCUGGACCACCUCGAUACCUUGGCUGCCUACACCGGAGCCGAUAUCUUCCUGCUAACCCCCAAGCUCCACGAUGCGGAUAGUGCGGUUGUGUCAUCCUACGGUUACGCCUCAGACAACGGUCUGGACCAGCGAUUCCGAGUGGCCAUUUACGGUGACUUGGAGAGCUCGGAGCAUGCCAAAACGAGAGUAUUGAUCAUGAUUGACCAAAUCCUCAAACGCCACGUGGACGCUAUCAAACUCGACUCGACGAUGCACACCUUGGUCUGUGGCCGCACUCGCAAGAACAUCAAGCUUAUCGAGGCCGCUACCGGCACCGCGAUCUACUUCCCCCUCCAUUCCCCCAAAUCUUCGGCUAUAUUCCGCCCGAUUGCUCGUGCUAAGCAGAAGCUGCGCGAACUGGUGAUGGGCGUGAAGAUCUUUGUGAAGGAUGUGGUUGUCAGCUCUAGCAAGAUCGACAACAUCUUGCUCGACCGUCUGGAUAAGGUGCGAAAGGUGAUGGAGAUGAACGGAUCCUACGUGCUGUUCCCCCAGCUGGGAAGCCAGCGAGGCCUCGUUCGAAUCCAAGGCACUGAGGUGCUGCACGUUGAGCGCACCGUCAGGGAAAUCAUGGCACUUGCUGGGCAAUUCUACAGUGCUUCUUGGUGGAUUAUUAUGACCGAUCCCGCCCAAGGGGGCCUUCGAGCUCCCUCGACUGCCGACAUUCGCUCCAUGCUAUCGGAUAUCUGCACUAACUCCGAAGCCGAGGUUAGCUUUGACAAUCUGACUUUCACGAUCAACGGCUCCGAUGAUGCCGUAAAGGCCGCUAUGACAGUCAUCAAUCAGAUUCCCUUCGUCAUGCGCAGCCAAUACCAGAUGCGUGUGAAGAUCGAGCUUGCCAACGAGCACAAGGAGUUCGUGAGCGGCAAGAAGAACGGCAAGAUCAACAAGAUCAUGGGCCAGAGCAAUGUCCAGAUCAUCUUCGACGGCUUCAACGAGUACAACUUCUACAUCGACGUGUGCGGCAACCAGUACGAAUCGACCAAGAACGGUCUCGACCUUGUUGAGCAGGAAAUGCCCGCUUCUAUCUCAUUCCACGUGCCCGAUCAAUACCACAAGCGGAUCAUUGGAAUUGGUGGUCAGCACAUUCAACGCAUCAUGAAGAAGUACUCUGUCUUCGUGAAGUUUUCCAACGCUAUGGACCGUGGUGGUAUGGGCAAGGAAGAUGACGACAUCAAGGUUGACAACGUUAUCUGCCGGACCCCUGCUCGCAACGCCCAGAGCUUGGACCUCGUCAAGCAGGAGAUUAUGGACAUGGUUGAGAAAGUGGACGCCGAAUACGUCUCCGAGCGGGUCGUUAUCAACCGCUUGUAUCACCGUGAGCUCCUAGCCCGUAUGACUGAGAUCGAUGAGCUGGAGAAAAAGUGGAACUGCAAGAUUGAGUUCCCUAGUACGGAACUUGCCAGCGAUGUUGUCACCAUUUCUGGCCCUGAGUACCAGGUUCCUCAGGCGGUCGACGCUUUGCUUGGAAUGGUCCCAGAAAGCCACGAGCUUCACUUCCAGAGCUCGGUGGAGCUUCAGGACUACUUCAAAUGCCCCGAUUUCCUUGCAGAUGUUCGAACCAAGCUCAAGGAGCAGUAUGAGGUUGAUAUCAACGUUGACGUUGGCACCGACCUCCCCACUACUGCAGAGGAAGGCUCCGGAUCUUCCUCUCCCGUCCCCGGUCCCGAAGACCGUGUGGUUCUUGGUUACACCCGCAACAACGCCGGUGGACUGAAGGACGCGAUCGAUUUCCUGAUUUCCCGCCUCGUUGCGCACGGUCUCGACGCCAACACCGUCAAGGGAGCAAUCCCCCGUCCCAAAUCUGACUCGUUCGAAGAGUCUCUACCAUUCUUCGACUCAAAGUUGUUGCAGCACGCUCCUGCGCCCCUCUCCACCGACUCGCCCACUCGGCCCAACUUCUCCGACGAAACCAGUGAGCGGGGAUCGAUCUUCGAGCGCCUCCGCAAGCCCGGCAGCAUCUCGUCUUUCUCCUCGUUCAUUGGCCGCAAGAACCACUCCGCCUCGCCGGGUUCGUUCUUCAAGCACGCAUCGAGCAACGCCUCCAAGGCCUCGCUCGUCUCCAUGGAGUCGCGUGACAGCGGCUACCGCAACCCAUGGAAUGACUCUGGCGUGAACCUCCCCGAGGACGACGUGCCAGUCCUCGGCAGUUCACACAGCCACAAGAGCAGCAACAGCAAUGGCUGGCCCACGCGUUUCGACGCCAAGUUUCCCUUCGGCACUGCGCCCGGUGACAUGACGCCUAAGCAUGACCCGCGCACCUCUUUUGACAGUGGUCGUCCUAGCACUUCCAAUUCUACUUCUGGAUACCCGGCCCCAAUUGGGCCACCGCGUUAA